Messenger RNA from Neofelis nebulosa (Clouded leopard), 1172 nucleotides. It is a transcript of the gene EPO, whose product is annotated as erythropoietin. Gene Ontology annotation, cellular component: extracellular region. Gene Ontology annotation, molecular function: erythropoietin receptor binding; cytokine activity; hormone activity. Lineage: Eukaryota; Metazoa; Chordata; Mammalia; Carnivora; Felidae. The record is from RefSeq and is a predicted model, not a curated record.
AAGCUGGGGGCAGAGGAACGGGAUGUGUGAACCUGCUCCUCCAACACACUCAGCCUGGCACUCUUUUCUAGAAUGUCCUGCCCUGCUGCUUCUGCUAUCUUUGCUGCUGCUUCCCCUGGGCCUCCCAGUCCUGGGCGCCCCCCCUCGCCUCAUCUGUGACAGCCGAGUCCUGGAGAGGUACAUUCUGGAGGCCAGGGAGGCCGAAAAUGUCACGAUGGGCUGUGCUGAAGGCUGCAGCUUCAGUGAGAAUAUCACUGUCCCAGACACCAAGGUCAACUUCUAUACCUGGAAGAGGAUGGACGUCGGGCAGCAGGCUGUGGAAGUCUGGCAGGGCCUCGCCCUGCUCUCAGAAGCCAUCCUGCGGGGCCAGGCCCUGCUGGCCAACUCCUCCCAGCCAUCUGAGACCCUGCAGCUGCAUGUGGAUAAAGCCGUCAGCAGCCUGCGCAGCCUCACCUCCCUGCUUCGGGCACUGGGAGCCCAGAAGGAAGCCACCUCCCUUCCAGAGGCAACCUCUGCUGCUCCACUCCGAACAUUCACUGUCGAUACUUUGUGCAAACUUUUCCGAGUCUACUCCAACUUCCUGCGGGGAAAGCUGACGCUGUACACAGGGGAGGCCUGCCGAAGAGGAGACAGGUGACCAGGUGCUCCCACCCCGGGCAUGUCCACCACCUCACUUACCACCACUGCCUGUGCCACGCCCUCUGCACCACCACUCCUGACCCCUGUCGGGGGUGAUCAGCUCAGCACCAGCCUGUCCCACGGACACUCCAUGGCCAGUGGUGACAUCGCAAGGGCCAGAGGAACUGUCCAGAGCGCAACUCAGAUCUAAGGAUGUCACAGGGCCAGCCUGAGGCCCCGAAGCAGGAGGAAUUUGGAGGAAAUAAGCUUAAACUUGGGGAUGGAGCCUUGCUGGGGAGAAACCGAAACUCAUCUUGGUGCCCUGCCGAACCGUGAUGCCGGGACAAGGUGGAGGGCCGAUGCCUCUUCGUGCACCCAUCAGGCAGGGAUAGGAGGGACCGGAGAAUUUAGGUGGCGAGCCAUGAAUUCUCCAGGUCUCAUGGGCACUCCCAUGAUAGUAAGAGCCCGCCGGACGCAGGGUGGUGGGAGCCAGGGAGAUGGGAUGGGGGCUGGCCCCUGGCUCCCAGUGGGUCCACAUCUUGUGUAUUUUUCAA